AUGAGCGGUAACACAGUGUUCGCGUACUCUGCGCUGAUCGGUGGCAAAAGCGUGGCACUUUCCAAAUACACCGGGUGUGUGACGGUCAUUGUCAACACUGCGUCUCUCUGCAGCUUUGGCCCCGCAAGUCUGCAGCAGCUGAUACAGAUGCAGCGGGCGUACGAAUCGCGCGGAGUCACCGUCCUGGGCUUUCCCUGUGCCCAGUUCGCCAACCAGGAGCCAAAGAGCAGCGAGGAGCUCGUCGAGUGGAAGCAAACAUGGGGGGUGAAUUUUCCGCUCUUCGACAAGGUGAAGGUGAAGGGGCCUGACGCGCACCCCUUGUUUCAGAUGCUGCAGACCACACUCGGUCCCAUACGAUGGAAUUAUACAAAGUUUGUAUGUGAUUGCGAAGGCAUUCCGCGGGUUAAACUUAACGCCUCCAGCUCUUCAGAGGAGCUGCAGCGCUCCAUCGAGCGGCUGUGCGAGCCACAACGGGGCGCAUGA
Molecule: messenger RNA, 483 nt
Organism: Trypanosoma rangeli
Lineage: Eukaryota; Euglenozoa; Kinetoplastea; Trypanosomatida; Trypanosomatidae
Product: glutathione peroxidase
Exons: 1
Coding region: 1-483 (160 amino acids)
Biological process (GO): response to oxidative stress
Molecular function (GO): glutathione peroxidase activity
Source: RefSeq, a predicted model, not a curated record